AUGGCUAGUUCGUGCGUUGUGAAUCGAGACAUAGCAAAAAUACGAGUUGUUUCAAUGGAAACUGACCACGAACUGCGUCUAUCGCGAAAAGCGAUAGCGUUCGGCGCGUGGACAGCUGGGUGCCUGCUAGCUGUCGCCGCGUGGACAGCUCGGUGCCUGCUAGCUGUUGCCGCGUGGACUGCUGGGUGUCAGCUAGCUGUCGCCUUAGUUCAGGGCGGUAUUGGGUAG
Parnassius apollo (apollo) is the source of this 228-nucleotide messenger RNA. The record is from the annotation of a GenBank genome assembly. Lineage: Eukaryota; Metazoa; Arthropoda; Insecta; Lepidoptera; Papilionidae.